AUGAGUUAUCGAUCCGUAGCCUACUACGUCAACUGGGCCAUCUAUGCGCGCAAGCAUCGGCCACAAGACCUCCCAGUCGAGAAACUGACCCACGUGUUGUAUUCAUUUGCGAAUGUUCGCCCGGAAAAUGGCGAAGUCUUCAUGACCGACGGCUGGGCGGAUACCGAUAUCCAUUGGGAAGGGGAUUCCUGGAAUGAUUCUGGUACCAAUGUCUACGGCUGCCUCAAGCAGCUCAACAUCCUCAAGAAACACAACCGCAACUUCAAGGUUUUGCUCUCCAUUGGUGGUUGGACAUACAGCUCCAACUUCCCCGCUCCCGCUAGCACAGCAGAGGGCAGGCAUACAUUCGCCAAAUCCUGUGUCGAGCUUGUCAAGAACCUUGGUUUUGAUGGUAUUGAUAUCGAUUGGGAGUAUCCCAAGACUGCCGAAGAAGCUGGCCACUUUGUUGAGCUCCUCGCCGAGGUCCGCAAGCAGCUCGAUGAAUACUCCGCAAGAGCUGCCGACAAUUACCACUUUGAGCUCUCGGUAGCUUGCCCAGCGGGGCCCGACAACUUCCAGAAGCUCGAUAUCGCGGGCAUGGACGCAUACUUGGACUUUUGGAACCUGAUGGCGUAUGAUUACGCCGGUUCUUGGGACAAGAUCAGCGGUCACCAGGCAAACCUCUACCCUUGCAAAGACGCCCCCGCUUGCACGCCAUUCUCUACAGUGGCAGCCGUCGAUUACUAUACUGCAAACGGCGUUUCGCCUGACAAGCUGGUACUUGGCAUGCCGUUGUAUGGCCGCGCAUUCGAAAACUGCGAUGGCAUUGGCCAGCCUUACCAAGGUGUAGGACAGGGCACUUGGGAGCAAGGCGUGUACGACUACAAGAAGCUCCCUUUGGAGGGUGCAGAGGAGCACAAGGAUGACGCGUCAUGCGCCACUUACUGUUUCAAUUCUGAGUCGCGUACAGUCGUCACAUACGACACUCCGGAGCUCGCAAAGACCAAAGCCCAGUUCAUCAAAGAGCGUGGACUAGGUGGUGGUAUGUGGUGGGAAAGCAGUGCCGACAAGGAUGGUGACGAGUCGCUCAUUCAGGUUGUUGUUGGUGAGCUUGGAGGUCCAGAAGCACUCAAGCAGCAGGAAAAUUGCAUAAGCUACCCUGAGACCAAGUAUGAUAACUUGAGGGAUGGUUUGCCCGACAACUGA
Messenger RNA from Akanthomyces muscarius, 1185 nucleotides. RefSeq lists its product as uncharacterized. The record is from RefSeq and is a predicted model, not a curated record. The coding region runs from base 1 to 1185 and encodes 394 amino acids. The transcript is spliced from 3 exons. Gene Ontology annotation, cellular component: extracellular region. Gene Ontology annotation, molecular function: chitinase activity; chitin binding. Lineage: Eukaryota; Fungi; Ascomycota; Sordariomycetes; Hypocreales; Cordycipitaceae. Gene Ontology annotation, biological process: chitin catabolic process; carbohydrate metabolic process.